CUUUUUCCUGAACACAUGUGCUUGCCUUCUUGCUCUCUCGCUCCCUUCACUGGGUCCACAGUGUCCUCUCUUCCUUGGCUCCACUUUAGGUCUUUUCUCAGUUGGGGAAAAAGCAACAACAACCAAGAAAAAAAAAAACCUAAAAAAAACCCCAACAAAGCAACGUCUCAAGCAAGAAAACUUCUCAGAGAAUGCUUCAUCUCUUCUGCCUCUGAGAAAGCCUCAAUUGCAGCUUUAAAAGAGAGCCUUUUGAAACCAUAGCCGGCAGAACUUUUUUCAUUUGAUAAAAGAUCAAAAGAAAGAACCAAAGAAGGACAAAGGAUGGAACUUCAGAAACUAUCAAAUGGACACCACCUUGAUUUUCAGCGUAUGGAAGAUGGAUCGUCACCAGAACAAGAGGAAUUUUUACCACAUAAAAGCAAUGGGAAAAAAAUUUCUCAGUUUACAGAUUUUGAAGGGAAGACCUCAUUUGGAAUGUCUGUGUUUAACCUUAGCAAUGCUAUCAUGGGCAGUGGAAUCCUUGGUCUGUCCUAUGCCUUGUCCAAUACUGGCAUCAUUCUUUUCCCUAUCUUGUUGACCUGCAUCGCUGUUCUUUCAUCUUACUCCAUCCAUCUCCUGCUGAGGAGUGCAGGGGUUGUUGGUAUCCGUGCUUACGAGCAGCUCGGUAAGCGGGCACUUGGACACACCGGAAAAAUACUGGCUGCUGUUGUCAUAACAAUGCACAACAUCGGAGCAAUGUCCAGCUACCUCUUCAUUGUAAAAUACGAGUUACCUUUGGUCAUUCAGGCCUUUCUGGGCCUUCAGCACAGCACUGGGGAGUGGUUUCUUAAUGGCAACUAUCUGAUCAUCAUUGUGUCCAUCUGUAUUAUUCUUCCACUGGCCCUAAUGAGGCAGCUUGGAUAUCUGGGAUACACCAGUGGUUUUUCUCUGACAUGCAUGGUUUUCUUCCUCAUCUCGGUCAUCUACAAGAAGUUCAACAUUCCCUGCCCUCUGCAGGGGUUCAGCAAUUACACAGCAGUCAAUAUCUCUAUAGACGUAGAGUGUGAGGCCAAAUACUUCACUAUCAACCAGCAGACGGCAUACACAGUGCCCAUCCUGGCGUUUGCAUUUGUGUGUCACCCUGAGGUGCUGCCUAUCUACACUGAGCUCCACAACCCGACUAAGAGACGCAUGCAGGCCAUUGCCAACGUGUCCAUCCUGGGCAUGUUUGUAAUGUACCUGCUCACAGCCAUCUUUGGAUACCUCACCUUCUUUGCAAACACAGAGGCAGAGCUGCUGCACACCUACAGUAAGGUGGACCCGCUGGACACUCUGAUCCUGUGUGUGCGACUGGCUGUACUGGUUGCUGUCACAUUGACUGUGCCUGUCGUUCUCUUCCCGAUUCGUCGAGCUUUGCUGCAGUUGCUGUUCCCUGAGAAACCUUUCCACUGGGCUCGGCACAUCUUCAUCGCCGUGUGCCUCCUCUUCUUCGUCAACCUGCUUGUGAUCUUUGUGCCCAACAUCCGAGACAUCUUUGGUAUCAUUGGGGCAACCUCGGCACCAAGCCUGAUCUUCAUUCUCCCAGGCUUAUUCUAUAUACGCAUUGUUCCAAAAGAUCAAGAACCAACCUUUUCUAGACCAAAGAUCCAGGCUGCCUGUUUCACAGCUCUGGGCUUCAUCUUCAUGUCCAUGAGCUUAACCUUUAUAGCCCUGGACUGGAUCAAUGGAGAAAACCGUAGUGGAGGGGGACAUUGAUUCCCAGCCACAAACACACCAGGGUCCAACAUGCCUGCUCAGCAGAACCCCAUCCAGCUGUCCUCUCCUGCCAAACCUGGGUGGGAAUCCGAGAUAACGGCAAAAGAAAAACACAACCCUGCUAGGCUGGACCCAUCUUAUCUCUGGUGUCUUACCCUAAUGAGAGAGGGUAGAACCUGCUUCCCACCAUAUUUAAAAUUAAACCGAAACGUUCCGUGGUGGAGGAUCUUGGUGAAUAUGGUGAUGUCACAUCCCUCUGUGGCAGCUAUUUCAGAUGAAGAUCCUGCAUGCAGUCACUUGCUUUGACAAUCCCUGGAGAGAAAAGGCAGUUACAUUUCUGUUGGAAAAUUAUUACAGAUUGUACAAAAUUCCAAAGGUCGAACAGCUGUAAGAAAAGGGAGAUUCGGUAAAAGCAACUGGAUAGGUUUAUUUUAUGUUCUGUGUUCUCCUGUAUUACAAAAAUUAUACAACUUUUGUUGAUCUUGCCCAGUCUUGUCUUAAAGAUACUGUGACAUGGAAAUGUAUCAUAAUUUCUUUUGUUUCAGUCUGAUCUAGUACACUACAAUGUAAUGAGGACACAUUUUUAUGACACAUGGUCUAAAAAUCUGUUUGGUAAUGGCUGAGGACCUGAACUAAGCAUUUGGAGUAAGUCACAAAAUGCAAGAUUUGAGUACCCAAAUUGUGCAAGAAAAAAAGGCAAUUGUGACAAAAAAUAUGAUCAAUUUUAAAGCUACAAUCAGAUUUAUAAUUAUCUCUGUUUGUGUGAAAUAUAGGCUAUUGCAUAAAGCUGCUAACACCUGAGGAUAACCCAUUUUAUAACAUUCAAAGUGCCAAGUAAAACAAACAACAUUGAACAAUCUUGUGCCUUAAAAUGUAUUCCUGCAUUCUGAGCUCUGGCUAUAAAUUUUGCAGAUUUCUUUUCAGAUUGCAAAAUACUCCCAAAGCCUCAUUACUGAAACUACAGGGUCAUUGCUCUGAAACCCGUGAUUUGAGGUUUUAAACUGACUGAACAAAUUCUAAAUUGAACAAUUAGUUUUAGACAUUUCUGCACAACUUUGUUUUGUUUGUUUGUGUAUUUAAAAUUACAUUUCAUUUGCAUAACAAGUCAGAGGUACGAGAAAGUACAACUUGUUGUAGUAAUGGAAUUCAGUGUUUAACUGAUACUUCAAGUGAAUUUGUUGAGGACUGUCUCAGAAGAAGUUCAUCUGUUGUGUUUUAAGGUGUUUAUUUAUAACCUUGCUUUCCAGAAGGCUGCCACUAUCAAUAUCACCAAGACAGUGGAUUAAGUUGUAAUUGGUUUACAGUGAAUGACUAAAGCUCAGUAAUUCACAGUGUAUUCAUGUUGAUAUUUCUGAGCCACAGAUAAAACCUGAAUCAAUGUCCAAAUUUUAAAAAUUGUUUUAUGAAAACAAUAAGAAAGAAAUAGAAAAAAAAUCCUUUUUUAGCUUGUUUAUAUGAGCAUAUAAGGCAGUCCAAGUUUUAAAAACAAAAGGGAAGGCUAUUAUGUCAUAAAUUGCUUUUCCUCGUGGUCAAUAGAAAACUGUGAAACAAAACGCUCUUUGUAAAAUAAAAUUUCAGGAGCAGGAGCACUCUAAUAACUAAUCUUUGCAAUUAUCAUGACGAAUCAUCAAAGACAAAUCUGAAUGCUUGUUUAAUAAAAAUCCCCACUUACAAAAAGCAGCGUACAUUAGCAAGAUGGUACAAGCACAAACAUGGCCUGACUGCUCUUCUUAAAAGCUGUAAAAUAACUCAGAAUUAUUUACUAACCUACUAUACACCAAAUAUCCCCCUAAGCACUCUUACCAUGCUCACAUCUCCUUACUCUCUCUGUAAUAAACUGUAAACUAUGCACACAGCAUUAGUGCUCAUGUAAUCAGCUCCACUGAUGCGCAGUUGAAGUUAUUUCUACGAGCCGUUCCAAGCUGAGGGUAUUUAUUCUUUGUAUAACAACAUGGAUGACGUGCAGGGGCAUCUUUGGUGCGGUCAUGAACUGUUAUCUGUGUAUGUCAGUACCUCAGCAUUUGAUGAUUGGUGGAGUUUAUCUUAAACAUGCAGGCUAUGCCAGUUCUGCUGUUUUGUUCUGGUUUUGUUUCUUAACAGAGCUGCAUUCGUGCACCAAAAUGCCUCGUGGAUUAUACUCAGCUCAGACACCUUGCCUCAGUGUUUCUCUUUAACUUAUAAAACAAGUUUUCAAAUUUAUGCACUCUAACUUUGCCUUCUUUUUGCCUUCUUCUAACCCCCAAAUGGAAACCAUUACAGAAUUAUUUGCUUUUCCCCAGCAAUCCCGCUAUCCUUAAAUAUUAAGUAUUAAUGUGUAGUAAUGUUUGUAUACUUUUUUCCCUCAGCUCUACCCAUUUUGAGUCGGUUGUUUAAAAAAGUGCCAAUGUUUCAUGAAGAGACACAACUUUGUGACAUCCAGUGACACCAAAGAUAUUUGAUGAAGCUACUUCAGCUUUGUUUUGGCUUACUGAACUGGCUCCUGAUUUGGUGCUUGCCAUUCUCAAUAAAGAAAUGAAUAAGUAUUAA
Molecule: messenger RNA, 4260 nt
Organism: Electrophorus electricus (electric eel)
Lineage: Eukaryota; Metazoa; Chordata; Actinopteri; Gymnotiformes; Gymnotidae
Gene: slc38a5b
Product: solute carrier family 38 member 5b
Biological process (GO): L-glutamine transport; serine transport; L-histidine transmembrane transport
Cellular component (GO): plasma membrane
Molecular function (GO): L-glutamine transmembrane transporter activity; glycine transmembrane transporter activity
Source: RefSeq, a predicted model, not a curated record